Eruca vesicaria subsp. sativa (arugula) is the source of this 189-nucleotide messenger RNA. The record is from the annotation of a GenBank genome assembly. Lineage: Eukaryota; Viridiplantae; Streptophyta; Magnoliopsida; Brassicales; Brassicaceae.
AUGGAGAGUAAAUCAAGCCAUUUAAAUGUUUCGAGGCAAAAGAGACAACGAACAGAGGACAAAACCCGCUCUGCCAUGCUGGAUUUUGGUGUUCUUGAUUGCCCUAUUUGCAUGGAGCCACUCAGUAUUCCUAUAUUCCAGUGUGAUAAUGGACAUUUGGCAUGCGCUCCUCCUGCUGUCCCAAAUUGA